Aspergillus sclerotioniger CBS 115572 is the source of this 1713-nucleotide messenger RNA. Its product is annotated as glycerol kinase. The record is from RefSeq and is a predicted model, not a curated record. Gene Ontology annotation, molecular function: glycerol kinase activity. Gene Ontology annotation, cellular component: mitochondrion. The transcript has 4 exons. Gene Ontology annotation, biological process: glycerol metabolic process; triglyceride metabolic process; glycerol-3-phosphate biosynthetic process. NCBI's taxonomy places the organism in Eukaryota, Fungi, Ascomycota, Eurotiomycetes, Eurotiales, Aspergillaceae. Bases 1 to 1713 code for a protein of 570 amino acids.
AUGAGAAAUCCCUUCGAUAUGACCGAUCUGGAUGCCGUCGUCGAGCAGGAAGAGGCCAAGUCCUACAUGGAUAUCCACGCCUACCAGUCUCAUGAUGGCAAUCGCUCCCUGCUACAGAACGAAAACCGCCACGGGGGCAGUCUGAAAGAUCGCUUCAUCGGUGCCAUUGACACCGGUACCACCAGCUCCCGCUUCAUCAUCUUUGACUGCACCGGCGUUCCGGUGGCCAAAUAUCAGAUGGAAUUCCGUCAAAUUCACGAACACUCAGGAUGGCACGAACAAGAUCCUUUCGAGCUCGUCGAUUCCGUAUACACCUGUAUUGAAGAAGCAAUGAAGACUUUCCUCGCUCUCGGGCACUCCCGGGACGACAUUGAGGCUAUCGGUAUCACCAGUCAACGAGAGACAACCCUUUGCUGGGACUGGGAGACCGGCGAGCCUCUACACAAUGCGAUCGCAUGGCCCGAUACCAGAACCACUGGGCUGGUCCGAGAACUCAAAGCUAAGAAGGGUGCGGACGAACUGUCGAACAUUUGCGGGCUUCCCCUGUCGACCUACCCGUCCUCCGUCACACUGGUCUGGAUGCUCCGCAAUCUCCCUGAGGUUAAGAGGGCCUACGAUGAGGGUCGCCUCGCUUUUGGUACGGUGGAUACCUGGCUCUUGUACAACCUGAAUGGUGGACCGGAAGGCGGUCGGUUGGUCACUGACGUCACCAACGCCUCGAGAACCAUGUUCAUGAACCUUGAAACCCUCGAUUAUGACGACCGCCUGUUGAACUUCUUCGAAAUCGACAGGAACAAGAUCAAACUCCCCGAGAUUAUCCCGUCGUCGGACCCUGAAGGUUACGGGUGGGUCAGAGACGGCCCACUUGAGGGCAUCCCCAUUACCAGCUGUCUUGGGGAUCAAUCGGCAGCCUUGGUUGGUCACUGUGCAUUUACUCCGGGGUCAGCAAAGAACACCUACGGCACAGGGUGUUUCCUCCUUUACAACGUUGGCGACAAGCCAGUCAUUUCCAAGCAUGGUCUGCUUGGAACAGUGGCCUUCCAGUUGGGCAAGCAUCGGAAGCCAGUGUAUGCGCUCGAAGGCAGUGUCGCCGUUGCUGGCAGUGGUAUCUCCUUCCUGAUGAACAACAUGGGUUUCUUCCGCGAUUCCCGUAAAGUCAGUGACCUUGCUGCAUCCGUUCCGGACAGUGGUGGCUGCUACUUCGUGACUGCCUUCAGUGGUUUGUUUGCGCCUUACUGGAUUGACGAUGCCAAGGGAACAAUCUUUGGCAUCACCCAACACACGCAACGUGGACACAUCGCACGUGCCACCAUGGAAGCCGCCUGCUUCCAGACCAAGGCCAUCUUGGAUGCCAUGGAGAUGGACAGUGGACACAAGUUGUCGGAAUUAGCCGUUGACGGCGGAAUGAGUAAUUCCGAUAUCUGCAUGCAGACCCAAGCCGAUGUCAUCCAGAUCCCUGUUGAUCGUCCGGCCAUGCACGAGACCACGGCGCUGGGAGCCGCGAUCGCAGCUGGCUUCGCGGCCAACAUCUGGCAGGAAUUCGAGGAACUCAAGGACAUGAACCGCGCCAACCGCACCACCUUCCUUCCCCACGCCUCCCCCGUACAGAGCAAGAAAAUGUACCGCCAGUGGACCAAAGCCGUCGAGAUGUCGCGCGGCUGGAUCGACACGAAUGAAAUGGACGGCGAAGAGAACGGCGAGAACGGAGCGUAA